AUGUCAUCAAAAGAUUUAAAAUUAAAACCAACAAAAAUGAGGAUUGAGUUGAACGAGGACGAUUUUGAGAUGCAACCAGACGCUAAACGAGCAAAAAUAGAAAUUGAAGCAAUUUUGAAGAUUAAGGAACAAAAUACACCACAACUAGUGAACGAUGAAUUAAAGAUCAACAUAUCAGAACCAAGAAGGUUAAGAUCAGGAAGAAUUAUUGAAUUCAGUCAAAAAUCCGCAACAACCAAAGCUAAAAAUGCUUCAAAUUCCAAUAAAAUCAGCAAACCAACAAUAUCUCAAAAAGUCGACAGUACUAGACAAGACAGUGUCCAGCUGAAGCCAGAACUCAUCAACAUUGAACCAAGAACUAAUAAUGUAAUCCAAGAAUCUACUCAAAUCAAUCAGGAAAGCAUCAGCAGCAAUCAACUUCAAAAUCAAGUCAAUCAUUCACUAAGAACAACAGAAAUCAUUGACAUCAAGCCAAAUAUACCACAAAAAGACCAAGCAACCAUCCGAGUCAAAGAUGAACCCCAAAAUGUUGAAAUCAUUAACAUUUCAUCCGAAGCAAUCAAAACAGAGGAACUUUUAACUGACGAAACCUUCGACACAUCCUGCGAUAUAAUUGAACUUAAACCAACAAAAAAAGAAGAUCCAGACAGUCCAUUUGGAAUGCUUCCAAUAAGAGACAUUGAUGAGCUCUUCAUUGAUCUUCCAGGUUCACUAUUCAAUCAAUUAAAUGAGCAACUAGACGAUGAACAAAUAAUUGUCAUUGAUGAUGAAGUUAAUGACGAUAAGGAUUGCAUUAAGCUAUUGAAAUGUAAAAAAAUUAAGCUUAAAGUCACGUCAAAUAAUGAUUCAAAAUUAAACAUACUAAAACCAACAAAAAUGAAGAUUGAGGACAACAAGAACGGCAUUAAGACAUUAAAAAGCUUAAAGACAUUACAAUGUGAUUUGUGUCCAAAAUUAUUUAAAUCAGCAAUCGAUUUAAAGAAUCACAAAGUAAUUCAUAAAUUUAAUUGUCAACAAUGCAGGAAGACGUUUAGAUUGGAGCGCCAAAUGAUAAAGCAUGUCCGUAACUUCCACCAAACGGCUAAAAUAUUCCAAUGUAAUAUUUGCUUCAAAAAGUUUAUCAGACAGUUCUGCCUUGAUACUCAUAUGAGGAACAUCCAUGAACCAAAUAGGCCAAAGACUAACAAAUGUCAAAUUUGUGGAUUUGAAUGUGACAGCUCAAAGAGGUUUAAAAAGCACAUAAAAACUCACAUGGAUGAGGAUGUGAAGGUUAAGAUUGAAAAGGAGAUUAGGACUGAGAUGGAGAUUAAGGCUGAGAUGAAGAUUAAGGCUGUGAAGAAGAUUAAGGCUGAGAAGAAACCAAAAUCAGAGAUGAAGAUCCAGAACCACCUAAAGGCCAAAAAGAAGUUUAAAGUUGAAGUUAAGGAAGAGAAAAAAGUUUUUGAAUUUAAAGCUGUUAAAAAUUGA
This is a messenger RNA of Chironomus riparius, 1467 nucleotides long. NCBI's taxonomy places the organism in Eukaryota, Metazoa, Arthropoda, Insecta, Diptera, Chironomidae. The record is from the annotation of a GenBank genome assembly.